Tupaia belangeri chinensis (Chinese tree shrew) is the source of this 3700-nucleotide messenger RNA. It is a transcript of the gene ASB7, whose product is annotated as ankyrin repeat and SOCS box containing 7. The transcript is spliced from 6 exons. Gene Ontology annotation, molecular function: protein binding. Lineage: Eukaryota; Metazoa; Chordata; Mammalia; Scandentia; Tupaiidae. The coding region runs from base 698 to 1654 and encodes 318 amino acids. The record is from RefSeq and is a predicted model, not a curated record. Gene Ontology annotation, biological process: intracellular signal transduction.
GGAGGGAGGGGGCGGGGGUGGCCCGGUGCAAAGUGCAUCCCGAAAGCCCCCUGUCCGGAGACCCCGCGGCUGACACUUCGCACCCCGUCUGACCUGGGACUUCGCUGUCCCGAGACCUCCUGGUUCCCUCGGUGGCUGGAAGCCUCCGGCCCGGAGCGCGGCAGCCCCUUGCUCCGAGCCCCUGCACCGGGACUGCCCCCCCUCCCGAGCUAGGACUUCCUCCCUGCACCCCUGCCCCGAGGCUGCCGGCGGGCGAGACCGCCACCCUCUCUCCUCGGCCGUCUGGAUGCUCUCCGAGCUGGGGCCGUGAGGCACGGAGGAGGCGCAGGAACCCCGUGUCCGGCCCUGCCCGGGCUGUUUCUUCAAUGGAGAAGUUGGUGAGUGUGGAGGAAGCGGAAAGGAGGCAGAGGAGCAGCCGCUGAAGGGACAGGUCUCAGCCAGCUGCAGGAGACUGGGGUGCUGCAGGGGUCGGCCCGCCCACCGGAGAAGCUGCAGGCGGAGUACCUGGGACCUGCAUCCUCUGAAGGUACAGAAGGCUCUUUCACUCCUGACCAGGCCGCGUCUGAUCCCCUCCCUCAGGAUGCUGUGUGUGCACAAUGGUUGUUAGGCAAUCCACCUGUCAUGAGAAGGGACACGCUAUCGUAAGGCCAUUCCCGGUGACCUGAUGCAUCCUUUGUGACCAGCGGACUCAGCUAGGAUGUUACACCACCACUGUCGGAGGAACCCUGAGCUCCAGGAAGAACUGCAGAUCCAGGCUGCCGUGGCCGCCGGGGAUGUGCACACGGUGCGGAAGAUGUUAGAACAAGGCUACUCCCCGAACGGCCGCGACGCCAACGGCUGGACCCUGCUCCACUUCUCCGCAGCAAGAGGGAAGGAGAGGUGUGUCCGGGUGUUUCUAGAACACGGAGCCGACCCCACGGUGAAGGACUUAAUCGGAGGCUUCACCGCUCUGCACUACGCAGCCAUGCACGGCCGGGCCCGCAUCGCGCGCCUGAUGCUGGAAUCCGAGUACCGGAGCGACAUCAUCAACGCCAAGAGCAACGACGGCUGGACUCCCCUCCACGUGGCCGCCCACUACGGCCGGGACUCGUUCGUCCGCCUCCUGCUGGAGUUCAAGGCCGAGGUGGACCCGCUGAGCGACAAGGGCACGACGCCCCUGCAGCUGGCCAUCAUCCGCGAGCGCUCCAGCUGCGUGAAGAUCCUGCUGGACCACAGCGCCAACAUCGACAUCCAGAACGGCUUCCUGCUGCGCUACGCCGUCAUCAAGAGCAAUCACUCCUACUGCCGGAUGUUCCUGCAGAGGGGGGCCGACACAAACCUGGGGCGCUUAGAAGACGGGCAGACGCCUUUGCACCUGUCCGCCCUGCGGGACGAUGUGCUGUGUGCGCGGAUGCUGUACAACUACGGCGCGGGCACCAACACCAGGAACUACGAGGGCCAGACCCCGCUGGCCGUGUCCAUCAGCAUCUCUGGCAGCAGUCGGCCGUGCCUGGAUUUCUUACAGGAAGUCACACGACAGCCCAGGAACUUACAGGACCUGUGCCGAAUUCAAAUCCGACAAUGUAUAGGCCUUCAGAACCUAAAGUUACUUGACGAACUACCAAUUGCCAAGGUCAUGAAAGACUACUUAAAACACAAAUUCGAUGACAUCUGAUACUGCAGAACUUUGAGCGAGGAGGAGGAGUCCUCUCCCAGAUACUGAAAAGGCUUCUCUGCCUUGCACAAAGUAUACCCCUAUGCAAUUUCUGAUUUUGCCGUGAAGUCAGAAAGCAGGUAUACACUUUUCGUUGUUUUUUUUUUUUCGUUCGUUUGUUUGGUUUUCAUUGUAGGGGAGGGAUGUAGAUAUAUUUAUAUAAAUAUAUCAAGGUGUAUAUAUUUAUAUAACUAUAUCAAAGCACACACCACCACAUUCUCGAUGGGUCUUAAUUUGGUUUCUCGGUCCAACUUUCAGAGGUCCAGGCUUUGUAUUCAACACCACAGUUAGAGACACGGUUUUCCUAACACGACACAAGCGGGUUUGGAGUGCAGAGUGUACCGUUUCUAAGCGGACGGAAUCGCAUUUUCAUUGGCAAGCCACGGGGUCAGAAACCAACAGAGCACUUGUUAAAGAUGCAAAUCAUAAUUGUACCCAGGGGGAGGUGAGGUCCUGGGUUAUACUGGAAAAUGCCCUCAGAACCUUCUUUUUUUUUUUUUUUUUUUUUUUUUUUUAAGUCAUGCUGUCACCUCCUUCAUUUUAAAUGAGUACAGAUUGGCCGUUUCAAACUGUUCUUUCUCCUAAUUAAUAUAGCUUUGGGAUGACAUCAAUCCAGGACCUCUGCUUUUCUUCUGGUGUGCUCCUGUUUUAAAUUUAUUUUUCUAAACCAACUCUCGUACACUACCACGAGAUGGUGCGUCUCCACCUCUGUCUCUCAUGGCACUGUGCUAUUCAAAAAAAAAAAAAAAAAAAAUGAACGGGAAAGAAAAGAACUUUAUAAAGCCAGUGUAUUCUGUUUUGUUUUGUUUUGUUUUUUUUUUAAUGGUGCCUCUGGUGCAAUACUCUUUGUUUUUUUCCUUUUUUUUCCCUCCCCCUGUCGUAUCUCAUGCAUUAUCUCCCUUGGCGUUUACCAUCCUGCAGCCGGCUUUGACAUGCCCGUAAGGACAAGAAUCACUGCUUUCGUUCUCAUGCCUGAACCACAGUAGGUUAGUCGUGGUCCCCACUUGUAAGCUCUGUCUUUUGCCUUCCUUUGAAGCAGCACGUUUCAUAUGCUGGUUGGAGAACGUUCCUUCAAAACAACCCCAGAUAGCGUUAACCCGUUUGUCUCGAAUGGUUAAAUAAUUUGGUGUGGUUUCAUGGUGGUUUUUUUUUUUUUUUCUUUUCUUUUCUUUCCUUUUCUUUUUUAAUUCCCACUUUGAAAAAAAGAAAAAAAAAAAAACACAAAAAAAUAAUAAUAAGUGUUAAGAUCUCUAAUGGGUGCUCAUGUGUAGGUCUGGCUCUUUCCUAAUGAAACAUUUCCCCGUCCGUGUUAAGGUAAUAUGGUUUUUUAUAUACAGCUCUUUCAGGGCAGGUAUUUUGCUUGGAGAGUUGAUAGGGCAAGUGUUUGCAGUGGGGACACAGAUGCGAUAAAGCGUCAGGAAGACCGGCCAGAAGAUUCCAGAGACAUUAGGGCACCUGGGGGAGGAGGGUGAUGCACUCGGACAUGGGUCGUCAUGCAAGAUUCAGAGGAAACUUCUCCAGCGUCCCAGGAUCGGUGUUAAUCCUCUGGGAUACUUCAGAGUAUCUCGCACGCCAUUCCUAAGUUCGUUAUCAGAAGUUUACAAGAUGGAGGGUCUCUCUUUCCUUGUCUGCAUCUGCAGCUUUAAGUCCUAAAGUGCAAAGCAGUUUCACCCAGACGUAGAACCAAGCCCAGGGAGGAGUCUACACUGGCCCUCCCUCACGCAGACCCAGCCGUGCUGUUCUCUCCAGCAUGGUGUUCAUGGCUGGGAGACAGAAGAGCCGUGGCAGCAGAUAGGGUCUGAUCUCACUGGGUCCAGCCAGAGCCAGGGUGUCCGAGGAGUAUUUGGGGCGGAGGGGGAUGGCCGAGAUGGUCCACAGACUCUGGCAGGCAGUUUAAUAACCGUCCCCAAACUCUAGCUGGGCCUGCUGAGUGGAAGUGAGCAGUCUCUCCUUUUCCCUAGAACACACCAUCGUCAGAAGGAGAGAGUUCCUUGUGAAGAUUGUUGC